UCUGGGCACCCUCUCAAAUGCGGGCCUGAAUUUUUUUACACACUUGUUUGUAUUUCAGACUUGCUCCAGUGGGGUUUCUGAUUUCCUUGCUCUUAAAUCUUGCGUGUGUUUUUAAGGCUUCCAGUAUUUGGCCCUGGGUCGGCCUGGCACUUCAGGCUGUGUAUGGGAGGGAGUUGGUCCUUCUGUUCUCCUUGGACUGGAACUUCCAUGACAGCUGGCGCUGAGCUCCAGGGACCAAAGCUUGACCAGAAUUCUUGUUAACCCUUUGUCACUGAGUAUGUGAGAGGGUGGUGGUGGUGUAAAAUGCCCGUCUCCUGACAUUAAUAGAUUGGAGAAGGAGAAGCCAUCAAUGGCCCAUGUAUGGUUAAGUCCAGAUUUUCCUGUGAGGGCUUCCGUAGGAGCUGCCCUGUCUGUGAUGCUUCCCCUGUGAGGAAGACAAGAUGGUGGGAAGGGAAUCACUCAGCCCCGAGGAGACCCGUCGCUCUCCUCCUCCUCCUCCUCCUCCUCCUUCUUUUCCUCUCGUGGUCUCAGCUUGCCAACUCUCGGCAGGGAGCACGAAACUCCCAAUGUGAGCAGGUUCGGUUCUCUUUCUGAUGCAACAUUUCAACUUUUUUAAACGGCUGCAGUCAGAACAGGAAUUUUUGACGGUUAAUGGUUAGACUUUUUUUUUGGCUUAUUUUCUUUCUUUCUUUCUUUUUGAGUUUUUAUUGAUUUUAUUACAACACAACACAAACAUACAUAACAUAAACACAUAAUCUGUGUUUUCUUUUUACAUGACGGUUUCAUUCCUUCAACUUUCUGCUGUAUACAUUCCCUUUUUCCCUUCUUUUUUACUAUCUUCGAUUUAAUUGUCCCUUUACAUCUAGUUUCAUUUAUUUACAAUAUUUUACACAUUUCUUCUCUUCUCUUCUCCAUCCUUUUUUUUCUAUUCAGUUUUCCUUUUCUCCAACCGCUCGUACUGUUUGGUCCAUAUUUGAUAAUAUUCUGUCUCUUCCUUUUCCUUUAUUUCUUUCGUUAAUUUAUCCAUCUGCGCACAGUCCAGAAUUUUCUUGAUUGUUUCCUCUUCUAUUGGUAUCUUUUCAUUUUUCCAGAGCUGUGCGUAGGCAAUCCUUGCUGCCAUAAUUAUGUCUAAUAUCAAAUACUGAAUAUCUUUGCUGUAAGUUCUGGUUAAUAUCCCAAGUAAGAAGUAUCUCUGGAUUUUUUGGGUCUUCUUUUCAAGUUAGAGCCAGAGAAGGAGACUCGGAGGGAAGGGAGGAGGCAGUGCCAGGAGCCCUGAGGUCACGCGUGGGGUGUCCAUAGCAGCCCCUCGCGGACGGUGGGAAGUCGGUCUGGCAAAGGGUCAAGAGGCAGUGCUCCCAUUCCCCAGGCCGGAACAGCUGAGGCUUUUCGCUCUGGGACUUUUACAGGUAGUCCUCGACUUAAGGCCACAAUUGAGUCCAACAUUUCUGUUGCCAGGCAAGACAGUUGUUAAGUGAGUUUGUGCACCAUUUUACAACCUUUCUUGCCACAAUUGUUAAGUGAAUCACUGCAGUUGUUCAGUUACUAAGGUGGUUGUUAAAUGAACCUGGCUUCCCCGUUGACCCUGCUUGUCGGGAGGUCACCAAAGGGGGGGGGAGGGUGUGUGUCACAUGACCCUCAUAAAUAUGAGUCGGUUGCCAAGCAUCUGGAUUUUGGUCACGUGACCAGAGGGAGGGCACAAUGGUCGUUAAGUGUGAAAAACAGUCCCUUUUUUCACUAAAUGAAUGGUUGCAAGUCACAGACUGCCUGUAUUGUUUUUUUUAUUCCUGCUGUAAGCUUACCCAGAAUUGGGUUGCUUAAGAAUUAUUUAAAUAAAUAAAUAAGCCCCUUCAUUUGGUCACAUGACUGAGCAUUCAGCCUCCCAUCUUCUCCUAGAAUAGAAGAGAAGAGAAUUUUUUUAUUGGCCGAGUGUGAUUGGACACACAAGGAAUUUGUCUUGGUGCAUACGCUCUCAGUGUACGUAAAAGAAAAGAUUCGUACGUCAAGUAUCAUAAAGUACAACACUUAACGAUAGUCAUAGGGUGCAAAUAAGCAAUCUGGAAACAAUAUCAAUAUAAAUCAUAAGGAUACAAGCAACAAAGUUACAGUCAUACAGUCAUAAAUGGGAGGAGAUGGGUGAUGGGAACGAUGAGAAGAUUAAUAGUUGUGCAGAUUUAGUAAGUAGUUUGACAGUGUUGAGGGAAUUAUUUGUUUAGCAGAGUGAUGGCGUUUGGGAAGAAGCUGUUCUUGUGUCUAAUUGUUCUGGUGUGCAGUGCUCCGUAGCGUCAUUUAGAGGGUAAGAGUUGAAACAGUUUAUGUCCAGGAUGUGAGGGGUCUAAAUAUUUUCCCUUUUUUUACUCGUGCAGUAUACAGGUCCUGACAGAGAGAGAAACGCCAUGGCUGGCCUGUAUUCCAUGCGGCCCUUUCUGCCUACUCAGGACUGUGUUGCCAGUGGAGACGAGGGAGGCACCGUCCUUUCAACGGACAGUUCCCUCAAACUUUGGCCUAUUUAACGAUGGGGGUUCCUAAUGGCAGCCCCCUUGUUAGCCAUAGGGUUAGCAAUAGGACCAUAGAACUUUCCUUCGGGCACCUUCCGUCUGCAGGCAAUCCUGCUCUGCAUCUUCUUCCUUUCCUAUCAUAAUAGCUGGCCACAAGGACUUCAGCCAUGGGGCACCUGUUCAGGGGAGCGGAUGUGAACCUCUGCAGUUGUCACCCUACCCACCUCCCAGAGCUCCGGAGCUCAAGCUCUGGCAGGCGAAAGGACCCAAGAGCGGCUGCUGUGUCUAGGCCAGGAUUCUGGAAGGGCCACCAGGACAGUAAAUAGCUGGUGUGCCCGGAGUCUAGAGCUCAUGGACACCUAGCAGCUCCCUAACCACAGGCUCCCCAAGCACUUUCCCCAAGUUGUGUCGGCAGACAAGCAAGGCUUCCCUACAUUUCUCAUCAAAAUACAUAAAGAGGGUUGCCAUCUUUCUCUGAAUCAGACCUAGUUUUCCCUGACCUCAGUUUCCCCUCUGCAUUCCACUUUGGCUGAGAGUGGCAUAACAAGGCUUUAGAGGGUGAUGAAAUCUUUUCAUUUGGAAGUGACACCACCUCUUGCUUUCUCUAGAUCUGUGACUCUGUGUGUGUGUGUGUGAGAGAGAGAGAGGAUGUGAAUGUGGGGAAAAGUGGCAACCAGCCUGCAUUCCCCCAGGCCUGCCAGAGUGUGCUGGCCCUUUGGCUCAGAUACACAAGAAGGCAUUUUGGGAGCCUGUUGUGUCUGCGCCCCCCGAGCCGGGCCCCCUGCAAGAAAGUGAGUCGGAAAGUGAGGGGGAAGGGCCAUCAGGACUUACCUCUGGAGCACCAGCUUCCCUGGCUCAGCUCCAGGAGCCAGAGGCAGGUCAGGUGGAGGAGAUAAUGAGGCCUCCGUCCCCUGACUCUUCCCCCCCAGGCCACGCCUCCAGACCCGGCUGAUGGCAAUCAGGCCUGGCUGGACCCUAGGUUUCGUAGGCAGGAGAGGCGGGAACAACAGACGCAAGGGUGAGGCAGGCCUAGGAAGUGCUGAGUCAUGGAGCCACACCCCACAGGAUAUAAAAGCAGCAAGGGCUGCUAUACCACAGCAAAUCAACUGCUUAGAGGGAGAAUUAGAGCUGAAGUCCUGUUUGUUCCUGGUUUUCUGGCUGACUCAAAGGCAUCAAGAGAGAUAACAGAGACACUUGGCAGACGCUCGCUAGUUUGCAGCCAGAACUGAUAGUUGCCAGCUAAUUAAGUCAUCACUCGUGUCUCCCAGACUGCGGAGAGGGACUGAACAGAGCCGAUGAACUGUUGGAGAAUCAGCAUCAUAAUUGCUGAUGAUGUGGCUGUUCCACCAUAAAAACCACCAGGAGGGGAUUCUCAAGGUCACUCGUCUGUCCCCCAACUGCUCCUCCUCUGGCUUCAGCACCCUUGAUGAAACUGGGUGCAAGCAAAUUGAGGUCCCCCCCCCCAUUUUUUCCCCCGUCCUGUGUUGGGUGUGAGCGGCUGCCACAUACUUCAUUUGCUUUUGCUGUUGCUUUAGUGCUAAUGCUGGUCAAGGCUGAAAGCAAGGCAGGAAGUCAUUUAUGGGUUGAAAACAAGGCGGGGAUGUCUAAAGUUAUGGAGAACAGGUGGGUUAUAGCAAGGUUUGUUUGUUUGUGUGUGUGCCAGCCUUGAAGUCAGUGCGGACACCUGGCAGCUGCUGGAGAGGUCCCUGCAGUUUUCUUGGCAAGAUUUUAGAAGCAGUUUGCCAUUGCUUCCUUCCUGGGACGGAGAGAGUGACUCCCAAAGAUACCCAGCUGGCGUCUUAACUAAAGUGGGACUGGAACUCAGGGUCUCCAGUUUCUACCCUGAUGCUUUAACCACCACACCAGGCUGGCUCUGUGGGCCUGCUUCUUGUGACAGUGCCUGCUACUCUUAAUCGGAGAUCAGCUGCUAAGCAGGAGGGUUGGCUGUCUCCUUCCCCAAAGCUGCAUCCAGCCAGGGGAGGUCAGCAGGCUCUGGGGGCUGUCGGCCUGUGCAUCGGCUGGCAAGAUACACCAAUGGACGGCUAAAAUAAGUCAGCCACGGUGGGAAAGGCUGGCAUAUUGGCAAGUUGGUAGCAGACUUAAAACAAAGAGAGUCCUUUGCCAUUUUGGCAAAUCAUGCUAAGCCAGAAGUGGGUCCGAGAUGCCUUGCUUGGAGAGAGGGUGCUCAAUGGGGGGUGCCUUGGGGUGCAGGUCUCGGCUGUGGUGGGUGCAUGCAUGGGAGUCCGUGCCCAUCUGCGUGGGCUGCUCUAGAAAGGUGUGAACUUCUGCAUGUCAAGGUGACCCUGCGCCCAGCUGGCAAAAAGCCAGCCCUGCGUGCAGGACCUUCUCUUGCUUUACGUGAUUGAUUCCCCCAAUCUCUCCACUCCAAACUGCCUGGCACUCGGCUCAUCACUCCUGAAGGCCCCCCCCUCCCCCCCCAAGCGGCUGCCUGCCUGCCUCUUUUGCUCACGGUGUCUUUGGCACCAUGUUGGGAACAGCGGGCUGCCAUCUUCUCCGAGGCCUGCUGGAGUCCCAGUGUCCUUUGUAUGCGGCUUCGUUCUCGCUUUUCCUUUGUCACUUUAUUGAUCCUGUUGCCUGCUGAAGACCUUGGUUGGAUGCUGCAGCUGGGGUGCUGUUUUUUGCUCCUAAGCAAGUUCACCAAAUGGAGGUAUUUCUCUCACCAGGACCACCUCGGUCUUCUCCCCGGGGCCAUGCCAGGUCGCUGGGUGAGCGUAACCUCGUUUAAGAAAGGACUGUGCAAAAGAGGGUAUCUGUGCCAUGCUGCUUUGCCGCUGUUGAGUCCCUGGGGCCCACCUGCUCUGGCCCUGCUUCAUUCCCCCUGACCUAUCCUCACUUCCCAGCCAACUGACUCAAACAAAGAAGAAAGGGUCUCUCUUCUCCUCCCAACCUCCCUCCCUCCCUCUCAGCUUCAUUCGCCCCUUUCCUUGUGAAAACGUCAAGGCUUGUCUGGCUAUAGAUGGUGCUGUGGAGCCCAGGAGAACCCUUUCCGUCCAUGCCCAGGCGAGAGAAAGCAGGAGGAGGAGGAGGAGAGUUGGAGCAGGGGAGGGGGUUUCUGGGGGUCCCUCUGCCUGCAGAGAUGUGUGGGCAUCGCAGGGGCAAAUUCUGCCUCCAGAUCAUGGGAACUCCCUUGUGCUGUCCUUAAGGAAGCGAGGUUUAUUUUUCUCCCCCUUCCCAAUAACUGCACAUGCACAGAUCUUCAGUUCUCUGCCGGCAAAGACCUGCUUCUGAUUUUUUUCCUGCCCCCCCCCUUCCCAGCAUACCCUUUCUCCCCCUUCCCUUUCCCUCAUCUGGACAGCUGCAUUGAGGAAUGAUGAAAAAAACCAAUUCGGCUAAACGGGGGUUCCAGGAAGGGAACCAGCAAACGCUGCAGCCUGAGAAGGUGGGCUGGGUCCGAAAAUUCUGCGGGAAAGGCAUUUUUCGGGAGAUUUGGAAAAAUCGGUUUGUGGUGCUGAAGGGUGACCAACUUUACGUCUCGGAGAAGGAGCUCAGAGAUGAGAAAAACAUCCAGGAGGUGUUUGACUUGAAUGAUUACGAGAAGUGUGAGGAGCUCAGGAAGUCCAAAAGCAGAAGCAAAAAAAACUAUAGCAAGUUCUCCCUCGCCCACUCCAAGGAGCCUGGCAACACAGCACCCAACCUCGUCUUCCUGGCUGUGAGCCCCGAAGAAAAGGAGUCUUGGAUCAAUGUGCUCAACUCUGCCAUAAUCCGGGCCAAAAACCGCAUCUUGGAUGAGGUGACAGUGGAGGAGGAGAGCUUUCUUGCCCAUCCCACUCGUAACAGAGCGAAGAUCCAGCACUCCAGGCGGCCUCCCACCAGAGGCCACUUGAUGGCUGUGGCAUCUACCUCAACCUCUGACGGGAUGCUGACCCUGGACUUGAUCCAGGAGGAGGAGGCCUCCUCAGAAGACCACGACAGCUGUGAGAAGAGUUUCCGGGUGGACCUGGACAAAUCAAUUGCCCAUUUCUCCCCUGGCCGAAGGCGCUCAGAUUCAGAGAAGGUCAAGGACUCGGAGAAGACAAACAGCCUCCCAUGGAGGAAAAACCUGCCUGGGGAUAAGCUCUCGGCUCAAAGGGAAGCCUCUGGCAAAGGGACCAUGUACACCCCUCAGGUCCCCAAGAAGCUCUCUCACUUGGAGAAGAAUAAAUGUGCCUCUAUGGAAGAAAUCCUCUCCUGCUGGGACUCCUCAGCCAGCCAGGCGUCGCUGAGGACCAGCCUCAAGGACCAAACGGCUUCCCCUGAGCCUGAGCAGCUGGCCAGGAUACAGGAGCUGGUGGCGUUGCAGCUGGAGAAGACGCAGGGCCUGCUGACGGAAGCCAGGGGCUACGGGGGAGAGGCUAGAAAGACACAGGAGCUUGGCUCCGCCUUGGCUGCUGCCCCUGCCUGUGCCCCGUCCUCGCCCAAGCUGGACUCGGAGGCCACCUUGCAGGAGAUCCAGAGGCUGCUGGGCGAGGCCUCCUCCAGCUGGAGCCAAGCCCAGAAAGUGCUGCAGGAGGUGCGAAAACUGAGGAGCCUCUACCAACAGCUGCGGCUCUCAAGACCUGUGCCCCCACAGAGUCUGCUGCUGCCUCAGUACAGGAGGAGCCUGAUGUGAAGGCAAGCAGCGGGGCAAUCUCUAGGGAAAACAGGGCACAGAAGUUGGAAUUUCUAGCAUUUCAUGCUGACCAGGUUCCGGCUGUUCCUUGAUCCUUACUCCUCACCAGCUCAGUUUUUUUCCUCACUUCCCCCACAUUUAUAUCUCACCCAUUCCUCUCUUCCAACUUCAAGGCGGCCCAUUUCAAUAUAUCCUUUGUGUCCGUAGCCCCCAAAGUGCAGCAGCUUCAAGGUGGCCAUUGGAAAGUCAUUUUUCAGAGUCAAGCGUGAUUCAGUUUUGGCCCCCGUGGUUUUCUUGGUGAACCCCUUUUCGAGAAAGAUCUCUGGUGUCCUCCCGCACAAAUGCCCCCUCGGGUGCGCCGCCCUCCCAAAUGCCAGGAGAGGUGGGUUGCACCUCAGGCGCCAGGGGAAGGUGGCCUCCUCGGCAGGGUCCUCCCUGUGUCCCCCUGGAUCCUCCGUGGUUGCUCUGCCAUUCGGAGGGGCUAUUUCCCUGCUUGGGUCCAAGUCCAGAUUCUGGUAAAAAGGCAACUUUGCCUCCCAAAAUGAUGCAGGAGACUAUUUUCCAAACAAGAUGCAGUCCCAGAAGCCCCCACGAUCAAAAACCGGGUGACUCAGUUUUGCUGAGCUCCAGACUAAGGUUCUUGACUGGAACCAGGGAAUCCCAGGCAGUUCUGGUCCAUGGGCUUAAAGUUUAGGUACCGUAUUUUUCGGAGUAUAAGAUGUACCUUUUUCCCCCAAAAAAGAGGGUGAAAAUCUGGGUGCGUCUUAUACUCCAAAUGUAGCCCCGCCCAGCUUCUCAAAUGGAGGUUUCAGAGGCUGAAAAAAGCAUCAGAAACGAAGCUUCAGAAAAGAAGCUCCUAAACAGAGCUUCAGAAAAAAAGGCCCAAACAGAGCUGUUUCGGAGGCUUUCAGAGGCAGAAAAAAGUUUUUUAUGAAAUGGAGUUUCAGAAGUGUCAGAGGCAGGAAAAGAAAGCCAAAAAUAGCAAGGCACAGAGCUCACAACCAAGGAACCUGUUGCUAAAAUUCACCUCUGGGAAUAGCUGAUUGGGGGUAUUCCAGGAGGCUGAUCCACCUGCCAGUCAGCUUUUUUCUUAUUUUCCUCCCCAAAAACUACGGUGCGUCUUAUACUCCGAAAAAUACGGUAUGUCAUAACCUGGUUCCCCUGAACUCCUUGGUAGGUAUUCCAUGUCCUUAUUCCAUGUGAUUUUGCUCCCUCAGCCCUCCUUCUGGCCUUCAGACGUAGCUCAUGAGCAGCAACAGAAAUCGUGGCAAGCAGGACGUAUGAGGCUAGGUCAUCUUCAGGGGUGUGCAUCUUAUCUUUUCAGUGCAAUAGAAGAAGAGUAACCGGAAGCAUUCCAUGACCACCUAUGCCAAUCCAUUGCUCCUUUGGGAGAGGUCCUUGAUUUCUUUAGCUCAGGACUGGCCCCGCACAUUCUGCUGCCUGUGUGAAAAUUCAGAGGGCAUCUCGUCCCCUUGAGUUGAAUCUCAUUUCCGUUUUGGUGACAGGAGCGUGUCUUCUGUGGCAUCAGAAGAGAUGGCUCCAGUAUUCUGUAUACUCCACCAGCCACCGCCUUGCCCCAUCGACCAGUAAAUCGAGUCCUCUUCUAUUUCCUUUUUCCAUCACUGAUACUGAAGCACAGCAGACACUGUGUUGGAUAGGAGGAAGUGAAGAGGAAGCAUCUGCUGAAUGUGGCCAUUACUCUUCUGUUUACUUGCAAAACUGCUCGCCUGUGGAGAAUUUAUUGGUGGUUGAAAGGGCUUUCUGGUUAAAGUUCAGAGCCAUCGGUUCACUCGUGCCUCCUGCUCUUCCUGUGUUCAGAGAAACCACAGAGAGAAGAGUUGAGGUCCAUAGGAUUUGUCCAGCCAGCAAGAUCUCACAGUAGAAAGUGCUUCCCCUUGAGAGAGUCCCCCCUGCUCCCCCUUCUGUGGUCAUCGUUCACUGCUUAAGACGGUAGAAGGUCCCCUUGUGAUCGCUAUGGCCUUGGUCCUCCUCGGGCUGGUUCAGCCGAGAGUCGGGAAGUGAAGACUCGGCACAGGUUGCAACUCAGGUACCUUCAUGUCCUGGCAGAUGAUCCCCGCUCUGCUAAGCAGAACUACCUACGUGGCUCCCCCACUGGUGGAACUGGCGAAGAAGAGCCCUCCCAUUCUUGGUGUUUCCAUGGGUGGCACUUUCUGCUCGGGCUUAAGAGAGAGUAAUGCCCGUGUGAGUCUUCCAGAAUCAUCCCUCGAGAAAGAGGAUUGAAAAUGGAUGCUUCUUUCUGUUACCUCUGCCCCACAACAGGACUUUCCCAAUUGGCCUCAGGUGCCCUCCUUUCCCCCUUUUUAAGGGAAAUUGAAAAAUUUAUUUGUCCUUCUCUUCUUUUUCCAAACUUUUAGGGUGGAAGUUGCCUUUGUGUUUGUUUUACACCCCCCUGAGCUUUCUUAGGGAGUAAACACAGAUUCACAUCCUGGUUCUGUAACAGGGAAAAGGCAGGUGCACAAAGUCAAGAUUAGUAUGUAGCGCAAUAAAAUUAAAAAGGGACAAAAAACUUGUAAGCUGGUUAGGUUUAGGGCAAUAGAGAAAUAUGGAAAUAAAUAAUUAGCCCCACUAAAGAGAAAUUUCUCCUUGCCUGCUGGGUAAGGGUUGAGACCACAAAUAACCAUAACAGAACCAAUGAAAGUGAUCCUUACAUCAUUUCUUCCUGAAAGUAAGCGGAACCAUUACCAUGUACAAAGAAAUGGUGAAGGGCAUUUUUCAGGAGAUGAGAGGGAAGAGCAGUUGAAGCGUUGGGUGAGUUCCCUAUAUGAACUUUUGCUUAGAAUUGAUUGAUUGACUGAUUGCAUCUGCUUUUGUGCUGCUUCAGUCAAGCAAAUCUAAGUAGCUUAAAAAGCUAAAAGACAAUAGUCUGUUCAGACACUACAAAUACAUAGUUCAGACUAUAGUUUAUAAGUGAUACAGGAGUGAAAUAUUCAUCAGGGAACAGAGCAUGCAAAUGCAUAAAAAUGACCGAUAAAAGAAGAAGCGCUAAUUAGGAGGUUGGAAGGAGUUUUAACACGUCCCUGUAAGGCGGUAUUUCACAUGGGUGCAAGCAGCUGUUCUUUGCUGCGGCUUGUGGGAUAAUGUUUUUGGCAUCUUGGGGAUGAAGUUGGUAUGAUAGCAAUAUUUAUUUUAGAGUGUGUUUCCAUUGUUCCAAACUAAAUAACGCCAAGGGCUGCCUGUAGGUUUUUUUGAAGGACUGUUUUUGAAGGCUGGGUCCUGGGUCCUGAAGGAGUUUAAUUUUUUGAAGGACUGCAUAUGGACACUACAGUUGUUCAUGUAUGUUUGUGUUGUAGGCCACUCGGCAUAUUCCGUUCCCUUCAGAUUCGUAGGGUUGACCCACUUCAUCAUUUUGAAUUUCCAGGCCAGGUUAUCUGCUGCUCGUAACCAGGUGAGGCUUUGUGCUGAGCGCUCCCCGUUCAGGGUAGAAGUUCCCCUUCUGAAGCGCCAGGUGAGAGCAGGCCUGGCUCCCUUGCAGCUUCCCCUUGGCGACAGCUGUUAUUGCUCUGAGCCAGGAGGUUGGAUCCAGGGGGGCCCUGGUGCUCUGGAAAGAGGGAGAGUGCGGGGGGGGGGAUGCUCCAGUUCCCUUUAGCCUGCAUGCCUGAAAGCCACUUUCUACAAUUUUGAUUUGUCGUUUUCGUCAGGACAGGGUUUAGGGAUGGCUAACCUUUUUGCCAUUGUGUACCAAAAGCGGGGGGGGGGAGUGCAGGGGUGUGUGUCGUGCGUGCACGUGCCCACACCUAUAAUUUUGUGCCCCCCC
This is a messenger RNA of Ahaetulla prasina, 10879 nucleotides long. RefSeq names its product pleckstrin homology domain containing O1 (gene PLEKHO1). Gene Ontology annotation, cellular component: muscle cell projection membrane; ruffle membrane. The coding region runs from base 5824 to 7104 and encodes 426 amino acids. Gene Ontology annotation, biological process: regulation of myoblast fusion. The record is from RefSeq and is a predicted model, not a curated record. The transcript is spliced from 6 exons. NCBI's taxonomy places the organism in Eukaryota, Metazoa, Chordata, Lepidosauria, Squamata, Colubridae.